Pomacea canaliculata is the source of this 2422-nucleotide messenger RNA. Its product is annotated as UDP-glucuronosyltransferase 2B33-like. NCBI's taxonomy places the organism in Eukaryota, Metazoa, Mollusca, Gastropoda, Architaenioglossa, Ampullariidae. The record is from RefSeq and is a predicted model, not a curated record. Gene Ontology annotation, molecular function: UDP-glycosyltransferase activity. The transcript has 2 exons. Bases 389 to 1915 code for a protein of 508 amino acids.
UCCGUUACUAACGCAGUCUUGGCGACAAGUUAGGCCCAUCUGCGGAACUAAUGUGUUCAUUAUCAUAAUCUUGGCAUCUUGAAAGCCUGAUAAAUUGGCUAGCUGUAGCAGUUUUACAGACAAACACUAGAGGGCAGCACAUCCAAUCACCUGAGCAGGUCUGCGGCUUUCUUAAAUUUCUAACCUGUGGCCCACACAUCCAAGCUUUGUGUGACCUGAAGCAGGGACUGACUGACAACUACGCCGCUCUCUCGACCCCUCAUCGUAAGGUUUAUCCAGACCUAAACCAGCAACUGAGAGAGACGAUUCCUGAACAUUUUUGCGAGGAGACAGCAACGAUUCAAGCUUAAAGUCAUUGACCUCAAAGCUGACAUCGUUAAAAGUGACCAUGGCCAAGCGUCGCCUCUUCCUGUGGUUUGCUGUGUGCACGGUUCUGCAAGCUAUCCACCUAACACAGGGAAAGCGGGUAGUUGUCAUGCCAAUGCCUGCACCAAGCCACACUAAAUACAUGACCCACGUGGCACAGGUUCUAGCUCAGCAAGGUCACGAGGUGUGGGUGACCAUAGCCGACUAUGUCGUCAACAAGCGCGUGCUGGACACAACCAACUUCACCAUCAUCGAGCUGACAGCUUUACCAAACUACGAAGAGAUUUUGAUGGAAGGCUUCGCUGAGAGGUAUUUUAAAUGUCAAAAGGAAGACGUACAGUUGUUUUUCAGAACAGGGAAAGAGUUCUGUGACCGUAUCCUUAGCAAUAACUCUUUUUUUGAGCAGAUUAAAACAUUAAGACCGGACUUCUUCGUUCUCGACAAUUUACCUUUUACUAAAAUGUUGGCGAUAAUACCUUAUCGACUUGGUGUGCCGUUCGCCUUUCUUGGAACAGCCUAUGAACCAAAUGCACAAAGAAUACCCAUAGUACCUUGCAACAUUCCUUAUCCAUUUACUCCUUUUAACCGGCCUACCACCUUUUAUCAGCGUGUUGUCAAUUCUUUAUUUCAUCUUGCUUCUUCGCUGAUGGAUCCCAGUGUCUACAAAGAUGCAGUCAGUCGCUAUGCACCAGACAUGCCUUAUCUCCCCAUGGACAUGCUUAUAGCCAGAGCUGAGAUUUGGUUGGUUGAGACAGACCAUAUUCUAGACUACCCCAAACCCUCUAUGCCAAACGUCAAACUAAUUGGAGGAACAGCUACAGGUCCUGGUAAACCGUUGCCACCACAGUUUAAACACUUCAUGGAUGAUGCUGAAGAAGGUGUUGUCAUUGUUACUUUUGGCAGCCAAAUUCUCAGUCCACCAACAUCAAUUACACAGAAAAUACUCAAAGUAUUAACAGAUUUACCUUUUAAAUCCGUUUUCCGUUCAAACAUUUCGUCACCGAACUCAGAGAAGAUUCUGACGUCGUCAUGGAUACCUCAGAACGACCUGCUGGCUCACCCCAACACUCGCGUGUUUGUCAGCCAUUGUGGUAAGAACGGUCAGUACGAGGCUCUGUACCACGCGGUGCCUGUGGUGGCCACCCCGAUCUUUGCUGACCAGUCCUACAACGCUGAGCGCAUGCGCGUGAAGGGGUUCGCAGAGAUUGUCGACCUCAACACCGUCAGUACAGACGAGCUGUACACCACCAUUGUCCAAGUGGCGACCAACAAGAGCUACAAGCAGGCCAUCACAAAAGCCUCGGAACUAUUCAAAAUAGAGUUCGGUGUUCCUGUGGAGAAAGCGGCCUUCUGGCUAAAUCACGUGAUGAAAUAUGGCGGUGACCACUUGCGUUCGUCAGGACAUGAAUUUCCUUUCUAUCAGUUUGCUUGCUGGGAUGUUUAUGCUUUUCUAUUUGCAAGUGCACUAUUAGCAUUUCUGAUUGCAGUGUUGUCUUUGUAUAAGUUGUUCUUUUUUCUCCGCUCGAAAUCAAAACAAAAAGACGAAUAACAGCUGAUAAACUAUAAAAUUUUGUUGACAGCCUUUAAUUGUCUACUUGUGAUGCUUGACUUCACGAGGUACUGCGCUGUAGACUGGUUGACCCAAUAAUGUAUUUUAAAAAAUCGCUAUAAGCAUGAUUAACUUAGCAAAUAGAUUCCCUGAAAAAUUUCUAUUCUAGUUUGUUCAAGUCCAGUAUACGAUAUAACAUUCAAGUACAAUUCAAAUGCUCAAAGUCUUGUUAAAAUUAUGUAUGCCGUAAACUAUAAGCAGAUACAGACAAUAGAAUUUUACUUAAAAUAUUUUCACAAAGCCGACGUGAAUACUUAAUUAUUCGGAAGAUUUUUCCCUUUUGUAAUUUAUUCCUCGCGAGUAUGUUUAAUUUUAGCAUGUUAAGUUUGAACAACGAUCUAAAGUGAUUAAACAGCGUUGAUAAUGUUAACCCUUUCUUCUUUAAUAAAGAGUUUCGCAGAAUUAACAACAGACGAUGUUAAUUAUAAAUAAAUAUUGUUUGCACAA